Molecule: messenger RNA, 1588 nt
Organism: Boeremia exigua
Lineage: Eukaryota; Fungi; Ascomycota; Dothideomycetes; Pleosporales; Didymellaceae
Exons: 8
Coding region: 91-1362 (423 amino acids)
Source: RefSeq, a predicted model, not a curated record
CCUGCAUCCUUGACAAUCGCCAAACACUCGCAUCGAUCAACACUCCACAUCUUGCGACGUUCCGACGGAACUCUAUUCAGGGAUCUUAAGAUGCCACGGCAAUCGGGACAACCCCCUGCAGGGAGUGCAAAGGAGAACACACCAAAGCGUCCGGCUACCGACACUCCCAACAGAACCUCCAAGAGAGCACGAGUAACCACCAGACGGUCAUACAUCGAACCAGAUACGGACUCCGACGCGGCCUCGAAUGCUUCCGGCUCUUUUGAUGACGAGGACGCUGGAGAUGCGUCUGAUUUCGAGGCGAAGAGUGACAAAGAAGCAUCCUCCGAAUCUGAACCCGAUGCAGACGCCAGCGACGAGGAGCCUGUGUCGAAGAAGGCUACAGCAAGAGGCCGACCGCAAAAAAAGCAGCUUCCGACGCACAAGAAGCAAGCCGAUGAGAAAGACCUGUGGAAGCGAGGCGCAAAGCUUGAACCUGGGACACAGCUGAUCAUCAAAAAGCCAAAAGCUCGGGAGGCCGGUGAUACAGCGUACACGGAGAGUACCAUUCACCCCAACACGAUGCUUUUCCUCGAAGAGCUAAAAGAGAAUAACGAUCGACAGUGGCUGAAACUGCACGACCCCGACUAUCGAGUUGCGGUGCAAGACUUCAAUGAUUUCGUUGGCAAGUUAACAGAGAGAAUAGUGGAAAUAGACGUGACGAUACCUGAGUUGCCAGUGAAAGACAUCGUAUAUCGAAUUUAUCGAGAUGUCCGGUUUUCUAAAGAUCAAACACCAUACAAGUCCUACUUCUCAGCGGCAUGGUCGAGAACAGGCCGCAAAGGUCCUUAUGCUGCAUACUAUGUCCAGAUUCAACCGAACGGAGGCAGCUUUGUAGGCGGCGGACUUUGGCAACCAGACGCAGAGCCUCUUAGAAAGUUGCGCAGAGAGUUUGAUCGCAGGUCUUCCAGGAUCAAGCAGAUCUUAGCAGACGAACGAAUUCGUAAAUCGUUUCUCGGAGGAGCACCCGACAACGAAAAGAAGGUCGUGAAGGCCUUUGUUAGCGCGGGAUCGAAUGCAUCAACUGCGCUGAAGCGUAGCCCAAAGGACUUCCCCAUUGAUCACCAAGACAUCGAGCUCCUCCGACUGAGGAGUUUCACCCUUGGCAAGAAAUUGUCGGAUGAGGAAGUGGUAGGACCGAAGGGCAUGGGCCGAAUUGCGGAGUUGCUAUCUUACAUAGAACCGUUUAUCACCUACCUGAACAGCGUCGUCAUGCCAGACGAAGAAUCGUCGAGCUCCAGCGAAAAUGACGACGAUGACGAAGGUGAAGAUGAAGACGACGAUGAGGACGGUGCUUCUGCAGCCGACGAUGCAAACGAGUGAAGUCUCGGCUGCCUCGGAGAACUACAUCCGGACAGUCGUCGCCUUGCUGUGUUGGCGAUGUUGGAGAGACUCGAUUGGUUGGGGGUGGCCUCUUGCGCGAAAACAACCAAUCAGGGUUUAGAAGACGCGCUCCAAGCGAGUCCGAACAUUUUUUGCAUAGCGUCUGCAUCUCUCCGUCUUGGCUGGCACCGUGCUGUUUUAGCUUCGCAUGCACUAAUGAUCAUGU